Messenger RNA from Phalaenopsis equestris, 1422 nucleotides. Its product is annotated as probable WRKY transcription factor 4. NCBI's taxonomy places the organism in Eukaryota, Viridiplantae, Streptophyta, Magnoliopsida, Asparagales, Orchidaceae. Gene Ontology annotation, molecular function: sequence-specific DNA binding; DNA-binding transcription factor activity. Gene Ontology annotation, biological process: regulation of DNA-templated transcription. The record is from RefSeq and is a predicted model, not a curated record.
GGCUGGAGCCAUGGCAUCGCCUGCGGCUAGUCCUCGCCCACCAACAAUUCUUGCGCCGAUUGAUGCUCCCCGGAUUCCGGUGGUCGCCGUGCCGUGUUAUUUAGCACCGGCUACGCUGCUGGAGUCACACGGCAUCACGGGCCAAUUUUCCAUGUCACAUCAAGCAGUGUUGGCUACGGUAACUGCUCAGGCACAAAUGCAGCUACAAGCAGGAUAUCCAUCCCCAUCAGGAUCAUUGAAAAAUUCUUCACCACAGUCAAUGCUGCUACCCUUGAACCCUUCUCCGCUUCAACAAAGACUGCCUUCAGCUCCUGCUGAAAUUAUUGGCGCUUCAGAGACUGAGAAAACAUCUUCCUUUGAACAAAAAUCUCAAUCUUCACUUAUUGUCCCAAAGACAACCACUGACGACGGCUACAACUGGCGGAAAUACGGUCAAAAGCAGGUUAAAAGCACCGAUAGAUCUCGAAGUUAUUAUAGGUGCACUAACGGUGAUUGCUUUGCCAAGAAGAAAGUUGAGCGCUGCCCAAACGGUCAAGUAACUGAAGUAAUUUAUAGAGGUCAGCACAACCAUGAACAGCCACACAGAGCUAAAUUGUCAAAGUUGAAGGGACUUCCAUCCAGUGGGGCAAUUGGGGUGACUGAAGGUCUUGAUGUUCCUGGCGUUGAACCUGCUGAAGCAGAUCCUUCUACAUCUAAGGUUGAUCAAAAUUCUAGUAAUGGUAACCCUGAACAACAGUUGUUUUGCUCAAGUGAUUGUGAAGGUGAUGGCAGUAUUAGAGCUGAAGAAGAUCCACAUGAAGAACAAGAACCAGAGCCAAAACGAAGGCUAAAUUUAAGCAGUGCGACAGACCCAACUCCAGUUUUCAGGACAGUAAAGCAACCCAAAAUUGUUAUGCAGACUGCAGCUGCAGGGCAUGUAAGUGAUGGCUACAGGUGGCGUAAGUAUGGGCAGAAAAUUGUUAAAGGAAAUCCAAACCCCAGGAGUUACUACCGUUGCACACAUGAUGGCUGCCGUGUUCGUAAACACGUCGAAAAAUCUUCGGAUGACGCGAAAUCCAUCGUGAUUACGUACGAAGGCAAACACAAUCACGACGUACCAACUCUUCAAAGCCCCAUUGAUCCACCAGUUACAACAACUCUUUUCAUUGAUUCCGCAUCCUCAGCCACCCCCGCAGAAACUUUGGAUCAGUCUGAAUCAAUGGUAGAUAAAAAACUCUCAAUCAAUUCUCCACCAGAAAUUAAAAAGGGUUCAGAACUUGGAAGUGAGAAGGGAUCGGAAUCUGCUCAAGCUCUUCUAAGCAUGAGCUGUGAUCCAGAAUCUGGAGAAGAAGGAUUGAGAGUUUGAUCAAGAUGGCAUGGUUAUGUAGAUCUGUCAAUCAAUAAACAAAAGGAAAAUUCACGCAUACCACUUCAUUCCUAUGU